GGAAUCGGACGCCUUUCAUCAUUGUCUCUAGAAAUUACGAUUUAUUUUUCCAAAACAGACGAUUUAGCAACAAAUUUCGCAUCAGAAAGUGGUCAGAAGUGCAACAAUGGCGGUGUAUUCAUUACCAAAAGCACGAUUUAUACAAAAGGUCGGAAAUUUUCGUCCUAUCUCACAUCAGUGGAGCUCCAAGUGGAAUAUUGUGUCACGAGCUGUAGGUACAGGCAGACGCAGUAGCCAAAAGAGCAUCCAAGACACACAAGGCGGCGGCCUAGUCAAUGCGAACAAGUCGUCGAGUGGGGAUCACCAUCAUCAUCAGCACCAUCACAAACACUCUAAAGGUAAAUUAUAUAAGAAAAAAUGGCUUAAGAAAGCUGGUGCGGGUUGGACCUUAUUAUCUGUUUUGGAUUGGUGGAUAAUAGCUGGCGGAUGGUUCACAUGGAGUGGCGUUCUCUUGCGAUGGACCCCAUUGGGCUUUUGUCUUAUUGCGGCGGCACAGUGGCACUUGCAUAAUCGCGAAAUGGACAAGAAAGGUCUGCCGCGUACGGCGACACAAUGGCAGAUGAAUGUUUACCGAUCGUUACCCUUGAGAAUGGUUAGUCGAUGCUGGGGAUGGCUCGCGGAUUGUCGUGUCCCAAAGCCGUGUCGCCCAAUAGUUUAUGGCCUUUACUCUACCACAUUUGGCGUCAAAAUUCACGAAGCAGCUGUUACGGAUUACAAGAGUUAUAGAAGCUUAGCUGAAUUUUUUACCAGAUCCCUUAGAGAUGACGUACGAAUUAUUGAUCCUAUCAGUAGCAUAGUUUCUCCUUGCGAUGGUCGUGUUUUACAUUUUGGUUCAGCGACAAAUGAACAAAUUGAACAAGUGAAAGGUGUCAAUUAUAACCUCGAGGAUUUUCUGGGUCCUCGAUGGAACUCCUCCGAAAAAUUGAAUUAUGUAGAUAGUCUUAAAUUAAGUGCCAAUAAAGAGGAUACAGCAUUGUAUCAAUGUAUAAUAUAUCUAGCUCCCGGUGAUUAUCAUCGCUUCCAUUCACCUUCCGUGUGGCAACCGGAAUUGCGACGUCAUUUCGCAGGCGAACUUCUCUCAGUCAGUCCCAAAAUUGCCAAAUGGGUGCCCGGACUCUUUUGUUUGAACGAACGUGUUGUCUACACUGGCAAAUGGAAGCACGGCUUCUUCAGUUUUACCGCAGUUGGUGCAACAAAUGUUGGUUCUGUCCAAAUCUAUAUCGAUGAGGAAUUAAAAACGAAUCGCUGGCUCGGCAUCAAGCCCGGCAAGGACAAGUACAAGAACUUUGACGAACUCAAACUUACCAAAGAAAUUCAGCUCAACAAGGGCGAGUUACUCGGACAGUUCAACAUGGGCAGCACAGUCGUCAUGAUUUUUGAGGCACCGAAAAACUUCAAGUUUAACCUCACAACCGGUCAAACAAUUCAACUGGGCGAACCCAUUGGAAAUCUCGCUGAAAAUUACAAAGAGUCCCUCAUUUAACAGAGAGCCUAUUAUUGCUAUGCGAGAUAUUUAUAGUGAUAACUAGCAAAUGAUUUUCUUCUUAGUUCAUAAUUUUUUAAUAUUUUACCUCAUCAUGAUUAUUUUUUUGUGAUUUUUUUUCUCCACCACCGUUUUAACCAUAAAAUAACGUUAUUUUAGAACAGUUGUUGCCAUUUAUAGUCCCAAUUUUAAGUUUUAGUAAUUUUCUGACUGAGAUUUUAAGUUAGAUUACGAAUACAUACAAAGACGAGCUCGAAACUCAUUUCAUGUGAUAUAAUUUUUAUACCUAAAAUUACGAAAAUAAAGUAAAAUGUAAGAAAAUAGUAAAACGAAAUGAGUUCCGACGAAUGCAGAUUAAACGAUACGAAAGCACAAACAUCAUUAAGACUAUCUAGAAAUUCAUAGAUUUGAUAAAAAAUAAAAAGUAGAAUUGAAAUUUUAUUUUUCGAUUUUCAAAAAGUGGAGUUUAGGUUUUUAAACUUUAGAAAUAGUUAUAAAUUGAGAGAAAAUUAUAUCAAAAUGACAUAUAAAAAAAAUAUAUAUUUUUAUUAGACGAUAGAUAGACUGUUAAAAUGCCUGAAAUUGUAGAUAGCUACCCAAAUAAUAGAGAUAAGAAUGAAAAAAUACAAUAAAGACGAUAAUAUUGAUAAGUUU
Culicoides brevitarsis is the source of this 2137-nucleotide messenger RNA. It is a transcript of the gene Pisd, whose product is annotated as phosphatidylserine decarboxylase proenzyme, mitochondrial. The record is from RefSeq and is a predicted model, not a curated record. Gene Ontology annotation, molecular function: phosphatidylserine decarboxylase activity. Gene Ontology annotation, cellular component: mitochondrion. Lineage: Eukaryota; Metazoa; Arthropoda; Insecta; Diptera; Ceratopogonidae. Gene Ontology annotation, biological process: phosphatidylethanolamine biosynthetic process. The transcript has 7 exons. The coding region runs from base 107 to 1483 and encodes 458 amino acids.